AUGUAUGAAUCUGAUGCCUUUCUGUCGGGCUCAGUCAAUUUUCACCUGAUGUCUCAAGUCACGAAUACUACCACUGGUAUCAGUAAUAAUAAUAACAGUAAUAACACGCCAUGGAACAGAACUCCCGGUAAACCUGGUAUUGGCACUGGUGGUACUGUUAAUUCUUAUCCAACAUUUUCAACGCCUUCAAAUAUUCCAUGGUCUACAACUAGAAAUGAUGCUGUAGAUUUAAUACAAGGACGUGGUCAAAUUGAAGAUACAAUUGAUAAAAUUCCAAAAAUUCACUCUUUGAUGUCCUAUGAUAAUAAUCCAAAAACUUCCGAUACUACUAUUACUACAGGUGGUGGCGUUGGUCAGAUGUGGCCUCUUCCUGCAAUUUUCGACUCAAACCGGAAUUCUGAUCGUAAUGCUGUUGUCGGUGGUGGUGGGGUAGGAGAGGUAGGCGGAGAAUUUUUACCUCAGGAAUCAACUACAACUGAUAACCAGUGGGCAACCACACCUUUUUCAGGUCAAACAACUUCAAAUGUCAGCUCUCUAUUAGGUUCACCUAAUACAUUUCCUAUCAGUAAUAAUCAUAUACAAGUUCAUAAUCCAUGGUCUUUCGAUAAUCCAAAUAAUAAUUGUUCUAUUACUGCGCCUCGAGCAAUUACUGGUCAACAAUUAAACAAUGUUGUAACCUUAGCAAACACACCGUCAGACACAUUGAAUUCAGAUCGUUCUCGUCGUUAUAUGCAGCAUUGGACAACAUUGAAUAAUGAACAAGAUUUGUUAAAUGACGAUCGAUCUGGAUUGGCUUUUCCUUUAUCAAGUAUAAACAUUAAUAAUAAUAGUAAUAAUUCCGUCAGUGGAUUCGGCAAUCCUUCUGAUUUUAUUGAAAAUCAGUCACUUUCUUCUAACAUAAACAAUAAUGCACGAGGUAGUAACAAGUUAUCAGAAUUUGAUAUUGGACAAACUAGUUUAAAAAAGUCUAGUUCUGAUAUCGACUCUUCGGUAUGUGAUACCGAGGAAGCUAUUCGCACUGCGGUUAAUACUACUGAACCAUGGGGUAUUCAUCCAGUUGAUCAAAGCACACCAUGGAAUUGUUCUGAAGCAAAUGGUGACUGCUUGCCAAUACAUUCCUCUGGACCGAUUACAGGAUCUCCACCUGUGAGUGAAACUUCUGCUGCAUCACGAAUUUCAGGUCAUAAUCAAUCUAGUGGAGUGUCAACUAUCCAGCCGACAGGUUCUCAGUCAUCUUUACAUUCCAGGCGUCUUAGCUCCACUGCUUCUUCAUUUAACAGAGAUCUGGAAUCAAAUGUUUGGCCAAGUGAACCUCCAAAUGGUACUGGGAUUUGGGAGUCCCAUUACGAAAGUCUUGGUGAAAGAACUGCCCGAUGGCAUCAAAAUAGUGGUAAUUCUACACAAACAUCUCAGGCUCCAUUUUUAUCACAACUUAUCAAUCCUCCUAACUUCACUUCUAAUCAAAUUUCACAUCCCACUAUUAGAUCUCGACCUCAACAAGGUCAACUGCCAGCAAGUACUGAAAGUUUUCGUGGAAUCAAUCGUGCGGUCCCAGGGACUAUAUUUCCUGUAGGACAACCACCUUCAAAUUCAAGUGUUAUGAAUUUGGGAACAAGACCGAUUUUCGGUGGAAAUCAUCCAAUAGGACCUGUUAAUAGUAAUAUAGCGGGAACCGGUAGUGGUGGUGGUUCAUCUAGAAGCUUCCCAAUAGCUAAUCCGGUGAAUCUAGGUUCAGGAGUUUCUUGGCCCUAUACCUCGGGAACACAACCAGUUGACCCUUCUGUUCCUGGGAUUAAUUUUGGUAAUAAGUCUCGGUGGCCCGGACAGAAUAUGAAUCGUUUACCUGGUAAGCAACAACAUCCAACACCCCAUGUUUUGCCUAAUAUGACUUCUACUGGUAUGAGAUGGCCUCCUGGUGCAACAACUACACAUAUGCAAGGCAUAUGGCCACAUACAGACCAACGACGCCCAGGUACUGUUCCAGGACCUUGGUCAACUAAUGCAUCUGGGAUGGAUAGUGGUAGUGCUGGAGGAUUUUUCAAUCAACCUACUCAAAGCCUAGCUCCUCGAGUUUCGCAACAGAUUGGUACCUCAGAGUUUCCUUCGUCAUUAACUCCUGCUAGGGGUGUAAACCAGUCAUUUAGAACGCCUCAAAGUGCCUUCUAUCCACCCAUAACUCCCGGUUUUUCGUCAACACCUAUGUCACAACGUAUGUUUAUGAGUCCACAACAGCAUUCACAUCAAUUACAACAACAGAGUAUGAUUCGUGCCCAUGUGAUGCGUCAACUUUUUAACUUGGGUUUUACUGAAGAUGAAAUACAACCUAUAUUCGCUGAUACAAAUACAAAUGUGGAACGAGCAUUGAUUGAUUUACGUGAUCGAUCAGGCCAUCCAGGCAUUGAUGAAUUAAUCAAUGCAUUGAGACCAAUCACAUCCAAUUUGUUGCCUACACCUAAUUCAAAUGAUGUUAGACAACAGUCAGAUCUUCCUGGACAAAGUACAAAUCCCAAUCGUUCUAUGAAUGCAAUGAGAGGAAAUGAGAUGAUGAAAUCCAAUAUAUCAGUUAGUAAUAAUAAUAAUAAUAAUCAACCUACAGAAAAUUUAGAAUUAUCAUUACAAUUAUUACAACAACGUGAAACACAAAUACUUCAAACCAUUGUACAAUUACAUUCAAAACAUCAAGAUUUAAAUCAAAAACUCUCACAUAUACGUUCAGCAACUAAUGUUCCAUUUGCUACAAAUCCUGUUAUACAUGAAUUACAGUUACAAGCAUUUCAAGUUGGUCAACAAAUCGAUGCUCAACAGGCUCAAUUAAAACAUGUACGUAGUCAAGCUGGUAUGCUACGACAGAUUACUAUGUCCUCAUCGAAUUUAUCUAAUCCAUCUCAAAAUUUAAACACUACUAAUAUUACCACUGUUACACCAUCAUCGUUAUUAACAAGUAGUGGCGUGAUUGUUGGCGGUGGUACUACUGGUCAAUCGGUUACUAAUGUACAACACCUAAUUCCUAAUUGUUUAACAGGAACAACUAAUCCAGUUAAUUGUGGUGGAUUUAAUUUAUUGACUAACAGUAAUAGUUCAUCAUUAUCGUCGACCUCUGCAUUAUCAUCAUCAUGGUGUCCUAUUUCAACACAAAGUGGCAGUAUGAUUAGUGGUUGUAGCAAAACAAAUCAACCAUUAAAUAUUUCUGUAGUCGGUAAUAAUAGUAAUGGUACGGAAAAUAUUGAUUUUCUACCGGAUCAAUCAAAUUUCAAUAUGAAUUCUUUAUUAUGGGAAUCUAGUCCUUGGUCAGGUUCUAGUCCACAAUUACACGAGAAUUUUUCAAAUAAUCGUAAUGCAUUAGCAACUGACAGGCGUUGGACACCCUCUGGCAGUAGUAGUGGUGGUGGCAAUGGCGGAGUUGUUGGUGGCGUCAGCGGUAAUAAUAGCAGUAGACUACCACCACCAUUUAUAUCAUCUCAACUCUCAUCACUUGGUGAUCCUAGAUGGUCAGAUAUGAUUAAUGAUGUCACUAAUUCAAUGAAUGAUACAAGACGACAAUCGUUUGGUGCUGGCGUUAGUGAAAUUGACGAAAUACACAACAGUGGAAUAGAUUAUCAUCCUAUAAUUCCCAUUUCUAUAUCGAGUAAAUCAUGGCUUCUAGCGCAUAACAUUCCACCGCAUAUAUCAGUCGGAAUGUUAAAAAUGACUGUGUCCUCAGCAUUAAACAAUCAUAUCCUUCGAUCUGUGGAAUCCACUGAUAGAAAUUCUUCUAAUACCACUUCUAUUGGUAGUAAUGGUAAUAAUAAUGAUAUUGAUUUUGAAAUUCAUCCAAAUAUGUCAGCACGUUGGGUUCUGCUAGGAUUGAAUAGUCCUACACACGUGUCUAUUGUUCAUGACACUUUAGAAGGUGGUAAUAGUAAUAAUAAUAAUGGACAACAACAGACUACUGGUUGUUAUGGAUCAAUUAAAUUAAUUACACCGACUGAAGCACUUCUUCAUUUACAAGAGAUUCAGUCACUAGCUUCUCGUCUGAAGGGUUUAAAUGCUGAUGGAUCUCAAUCAACUUCAUCGGCUACUAUUCAUUCCAUUUCACAAUUAUCAUCAUCCAAUAUGAUGAGAUGUGAUUUUAACACGAACCAUAAUAAUAAUAUAUCAAGUAGUGAAUCAAAUCAUUUAUUAAUUGGAAUAA
Messenger RNA from Schistosoma margrebowiei, 4171 nucleotides. The record is from the annotation of a GenBank genome assembly. Lineage: Eukaryota; Metazoa; Platyhelminthes; Trematoda; Strigeidida; Schistosomatidae.